AUGACACCUCCGAGCAGCAAAGACUUCCUGACGUUACCGUGUUCGCCUAACGGUACCAACAUCUGCUACGUCACUGAAAGCCGCGACGCCAUCGACAAAAGCGACGCCGUCGUAUUCAACGCUGAUAGUAUUGACGCGGCAGACUUGCCCUCAGACCGCUACCGUGCCCUGGCUUGGGUGUUUUUGACAAUUGGCCCGCCCCGGUUGCCGAUUCCGUGGGUCCUCUUGCAGUCGACACCGCUGUUCAACUGGACCAUGGGGCUCAGGGAAGACGCAGACAUCGUAGCACCCCACAGGUUAUGGGACGAUACGAGUGCGAAUCAUUCUGUAUCAAGCUUGGAGGUGGCCUUCGGCGACAAAAAUGUGACUGCCUUGUGGAUGAUCAGCAAAUGCGAGCAAGAAAAGCUGGAACGUGCCGGCGGCUCUUCGCUCACCGACAAUCGCUGGACUGGCACCGAACGUUUCAUAGAUGCGGUUGUGUAUAACUUUGACGUCGACAUCGCUAACGACUGCGGUGCCGAGAUCUGCGCCUCUGCAGACGAAUGUCUGAGUAUGGUGGCAGGCACUCACGUUUUCGUCAUUGUGAUGGAAUCGUCCCUUGUUUUGAGCACCCGGCUGAAAUUAUCUACGCUUCGUUGA
Rhipicephalus sanguineus (brown dog tick) is the source of this 639-nucleotide messenger RNA. RefSeq lists its product as uncharacterized. The coding region runs from base 1 to 639 and encodes 212 amino acids. The record is from RefSeq and is a predicted model, not a curated record. The transcript has a single exon. Gene Ontology annotation, molecular function: alpha-(1->3)-fucosyltransferase activity. Lineage: Eukaryota; Metazoa; Arthropoda; Arachnida; Ixodida; Ixodidae. Gene Ontology annotation, cellular component: membrane.